AUGACACAAGAUACCAAUACUUUGAGCUACUGGUUGAAUUGGAGAUUUUUCCUAUCUGCACUAUUUAUUUUACUCAGUAUGGGAUUGGGGUCAUUUUUGAUAUGGAAGUAUGAAGAAUUCAAUAAAUCAAGAAAUGAGAGGGCAGUUGAAGAAGGGCGGCGAGAAUCGGUUGGAUUGUUAUAUGAAGCUGAAGCAUGGAAUACUUGUGUUAAAGGAAUUAAUCCUAAAUGGCUUCUUGCUUAUAGAGUAUUUUCUUUUCUUGUGCUUUUGGGUUUGCUUAUUGCGAAUGUAGCUGUUGAUGGUGGCGGCAUUUUUUACUUCUACACUCAGUGGACAUUUACUUUGGUGACUAUUUACUUUGCGAUUGCGUCUUGUUUCUCCUUCUAUAAUGUACCUAUCCUAUCUAAGAGUUCUUAUGCCUCUCGGGAAACUAUCAAUCAGAAUACUGCAGGUGUAUGGGGUUAUAUUAUUCAAAUAAUAUUUCAGACUUGUGCAGGUGCUUCGGUGCUCACUGACAGUGUAUUCUGGCUCGUUCUUUAUCCUUUUAUGACACCCAAAGACUUUCGUCUCGAUAUAUUCACUGUUAGUAUGCACUCUGUUAAUGCUGUGCUCCUCCUUGGUGAAACAUCAUUGAACUCCAUGAGCUUUCCAGUAUUUCGAUUUGCAUAUUUUAUCUUGUGGACGGCUACAUUUGUAAUUUUUCAGUGGAUCAUCCACGCUGUUGUUUCGCUUUGGUGGCCUUAUCCUUUCCUUGAUUUGUCAUCCCCAUAUGCACCCUUAUGGUACUUGGCUGUAGGUAUAAUGCACAUUCCAUGUUAUGCCAUCUUUGCCUUAAUAGUGAAGUUGAAGCACUUGUGGUUGUCAAAAUUGUGUCCUGGUUGCUGUCAAUUUGUAAGGUGA
Vicia faba (fava bean) is the source of this 900-nucleotide messenger RNA. The record is from the annotation of a GenBank genome assembly. Lineage: Eukaryota; Viridiplantae; Streptophyta; Magnoliopsida; Fabales; Fabaceae.